Messenger RNA from Peromyscus eremicus (cactus mouse), 1821 nucleotides. Its product is annotated as mitochondrial amidoxime reducing component 2. Gene Ontology annotation, molecular function: molybdenum ion binding; nitrate reductase activity; pyridoxal phosphate binding. The record is from RefSeq and is a predicted model, not a curated record. NCBI's taxonomy places the organism in Eukaryota, Metazoa, Chordata, Mammalia, Rodentia, Cricetidae. The transcript has 8 exons. Bases 38 to 1054 code for a protein of 338 amino acids. Gene Ontology annotation, cellular component: mitochondrial inner membrane. Gene Ontology annotation, biological process: nitrate metabolic process.
GCGCCGGGGAUCCCAGGCCUGCACCGGGUAGUUUAACAUGGGUGCCUCCAGCUCCUCGGCUCUGGCUCGCCUCGGCCUCCCCGGGCAGCCGCGGUCCACCUGGCUCGGCGUCGCCGCGCUAGGACUGGCCGCGGUGGCGCUGGGGACCGUGGCCUGGCGUCGCGUGCGUCCCCGGCGGCGCCGGCGGCUGCAGCAGGUUGGGACAGUGUCGAAGGUCUGGAUCUACCCGAUCAAGUCCUGCAAGGGGGUGUCGGUGUGCGAGACCGAGUGCACGGCCAUGGGGCUGCGCUGCGGCAAAGUGCGCGACAGGUUUUGGAUGGUGGUUAAGGAAGAUGGACACAUGGUCACCGCCCGCCAGGAGCCUCGCCUUGUGCUGGUCUCCAUCACCUUGGAGAACAAUUAUCUGACCCUCGAAGCUCCAGGCAUGGACCAGAUGGUUUUGCCUAUCAAGCUGCCUUCUUCGAAUAAGAUCCACGACUGCAGGCUAUUUGGUCUUGACAUUAAAGGCAGAGAUUGUGGCGAUGAGGUAGCGCAGUGGUUCACCAACUACCUGAAGACAGAACCCUACAGGUUGGUUCAGUUUGAUACCAGCAUGAAAGGGAGGACAACAAAGAAGCUCUACCCUUCGGAAGAUUACCUUCAGAAAUAUGAGGUAGCCUACCCAGACUGCAGCCCUAUCCACAUGAUUUCUGAAGCCUCCUUAGUCGAUCUUAACACCAGACUGAAGAAGAAAGUGAAGAUGGAAUAUUUCAGGCCAAACAUUGUGGUGUCAGGCUGCGAGGCUUUUGAGGAGGAUACUUGGGGUGAACUCCUAAUUGGUGAUGUAGAGAUGAAAAGGGUGUUGAGCUGCCCCAGGUGCAUUUUGACUACAGUGGACCCAGACACUGGGAUCAUAGACAGGAAGGAGCCGCUGGAAACCCUGAAGAGCUACCGCCAGUGUGACCCUUCUGUGAAGAGUUUGUACCAGACGGCCCCACUUUUUGGGAUGUAUUUCUCAGUGGAAAGAAUUGGAAGCCUGAGAGUCGGCGACCCUGUGUAUCAGAUGGUGGAUUAGUGGACCCAGUCGGGUGACAUGCUUCCAGGUCCUAGGAGAUACACCUGCGAGUCCUAACUGCCAGCCACGACAGUCUUCCUGAAAACGAACCUCCACUUUUCCUUCAGAGCUUCGGAUGCCCUGAGUUAAUUUGAGAAAGUACCAGAGGUGGUUUGAGAAUGUGAGGGUGAAUAAAUUUUAGAUAGUCCUGCUUUUAAAAAUAAAUUAAAUUGUGUGUAUGAUGAUUCUGAAAAUACUCCCAAUAUCACCUUUUCUAAUUACUGCCUUUAAUAUUGCUGAGUAAAGAAAGUUUGGAGUCAACUGAAAAGCUGCCACAUUUUUUAAGGUUUAUACUUUUUAAUGGGGAUAUUGUGUGCGGGAAAUGGGAAAACUAGUCCUCAUGAUCUUAUGUGCUCACAGAUGCCUGUUCUUGGCCUGUCUGUUGAGUCCUGCUGAGUUUUCAUUUAUGGCUGUCUUUGCCUUACAGAGUCAGGGUUCUGCUUAAAUGUAGAAAUGAUUUCAUAGAUCAUGGGGUUAUUUUGUUCAUAGACAGUGUCUUUAUAUUUUCCUUCUGAUUCUAUUAACAUAUAUAAAAUUUAUCUCUAAUUGUCAACUUCUCUAAUUCUACAAGAAAAUAGAAUUUAAAAGCAUAGAAUCUUCAGAAGUAGGAAUGAGCAAGAGAAACCAUGAACACAUUUUUUAAUGUUCAUAUCUAUUUUUCAUAACAAAGAUGAACUAGCUUGCUAUAAAAAGUAAUGUAACAUAUAAAUGAGUUAGCCCACUUAAAA